UCUGCAAGAUGGCGGCGCGGGGGAGAUCGGCGGAGGAUGCGGAUUCGGAUCCGGGAGAGAGGCCUCUCAGCGGUGACGGCCCCAUCCCGGGUUUCAGUGACGCGGAUAGCUUUGUGAAGCAUGUUUUGGGAACAGUGGUUUCAACUACCAAAGCCUCCAAUGGGCUUCCUCAACCUGGUGAUGAGUUUGACUUUUACCGGAGUUUCCCUGGAUUUCAAUCUUUCUGUGACACGCAAGCUGAUCGACUCCUGAGCUGCAUGAGUCAGCUUAUGCAGUAUCAUGGCUGUCGAAGCCACGUCAGAGUCCGUAACAAAGUGACAGAACUGGAGGACAAAUUUGACUUGUUGGUGGAUGCAAAUGAUGUUAUUCUUGAACAAGUUGGUAUUUUACUGGAUGAAGCUUCAGGUGUGAACAAGAAUCAGCAACCAGUUCUCCCAGCAGGACUUCAACCUCCAAAGACCAUCAUCUCCAGUUGGAACCGCAAGAAUACUGAAAUGAAGAAAUCAAAGUCUGAAACGUUCCGUCUGUUUCAUGCAAAAAACAUUCCACGACCUCAGGUGAAGUUCAAAGAGAAGGUCGACAAUUCCAACACUCCUUUUGUGCCAAAGCUCUUCAUCAAACCCAAUGCCUUGAAGCCACUCCCUGCAGUACUUUUAAACAGACGAAGUCGAAUGGAACGCCCAGAGGAUCUUGAUGUUCCAGCAGCAUUGGCUGACUUUAUUCAUCAGCAGAGAAUGCAGCAUAAUGAGCAGGACAUGCUUGCACAUCCAUACCAGUAUGAGCUGAAUCAUUUUGAACCAUCUGAGUCUGUACUUGCUAAAACAGAACCACAGAUGUACAAACCUCUGUCUGAGACCAACUUUCAGUUAAUCACAACUUUCGAUGAAUUAGUGGAACUGAAUGAAAAACUCUCAAAAUGUAAAGAAUUUGCAGUGGAUUUGGAGCACCAUUCAUAUCGAAGUUUCCUGGGAUUAACUUGUUUAAUUCAGCUAUCAACCAGGGAAGAGGAUUUCGUUAUCGACACACUUGAGCUGCGCAGUGAAAUGUAUAUUCUCAAUGAAGUCUUCUCUGAUCCCUCCAUUGUCAAGGUUUUCCAUGGUGCCGAUUCAGAUAUAGAAUGGUUGCAGAGAGAUUUCGGGCUAUACGUUGUCAACAUGUUUGAUACACACCAAGCUGCCAGAGUUCUCAACCUAGGGCGGCAUUCACUGGAUUACCUUUUGAAACAGUAUUGUAAUGUACAGACUGAUAAACGAUACCAACUAGCUGACUGGAGGCUACGACCGUUGCCUGCUGAGAUGUUGCAAUAUGCCCAAGAAGACACUCACUAUUUGUUGUAUAUUUAUGACAAGAUGAAGAAUCAGUUAUGGGAGCAGGGAAAUGAACAGGCAAAUCUCGUUCAACUGGUGUGGCAUAAGAGCAGGGAUAUCUGUCUUAAGAAAUACUGCAAGCCAAUUUUCACAGAAGAAUCCUACCUGGAGCUGUAUAGAAAGCAGAAAAAGCAACUGAACACACAGCAACUUACAGCGUUCCGAUUAUUUUAUGCCUGGCGGGACAGUACUUCACGGCGUGAGGAUGAAAGCACGGGAUAUGUGCUACCCAAUCACAUGAUGAUCAAAAUAGCAGAGGAGCUGCCGAAAGAGCCUCAGGGGAUCAUAGCUUGCUGCAACCCCAUUCCUCCAUUGGUUCGCCAUCACAUCAAUGAACUGCACCUCCUGGUCCAGCAGGCACGUGAUAUGCCUCUUCUCAAGACAGAAUCAGCACAACUGCAACAGAAGAAAAGAACUUUGCUAAAGGCAGAUAAAACUGAGAACCUUCUGUUUGGACCUCAUGACAGUUCCCACUUGUCGGGCAACGUGCAGUUUGUUCAUGGCUCAGUGCCACUGAUACAAACCAGUAAACUGUUCCCUGAUUUGGAGGAUGGCGAUACGAGCUUAACACUCACCUCUGCCAAAGCAAUCAUAACCAUAUUUGACGAUUCUCUUGCAAAUGAGAAGAACCAUGAAACAUUGACAACAGCACAACAGAAAGCGAGAACUAUUUUAGAAUCAUUUGAAAAUCCUUUCAGAAUGUAUCUGCCUUCCAAGGACAGUAAUAUAUACAUCUCACAAGCAGCAAAGUUUGACCCUUCCACCAAGAUCUAUGAAGUCAGCAACAGGUGGAAGUUGCUGAGCCAGGAGCACCUACAGAAAGAGGCCACCAAAAGGCAAGAACAAACCAAGGAAGCAAAGAGCACACCAAAGCCUGAAGUUGUGCGACAACAGAUAAAACAGGAUUAUAUUGCUGAAGUACAAGAGAUUCCUUCAGUCAGACAGCAGGCUGCUAUGGCUGCAGAACAGCAAUCGGUGAAGAGGGAGCGAACAAAGAGUGGAACAGGAACAGAGGCAGUACCUCCAGAAAAGAAGAAGUCAAAAUCGGGAACAGAGGAGCCAAAAAAUCCCAAAAACAUCAAACCGUUCGAUUACAGCAAGUCUGAUUUCAAAGUUUUUGCAGCUGGCAACAAGUCUAAGGAAUCCACACAGUUUGAUCCCAAUUAUGAAGCAGAUGUGCCUCAUUCUAAGAAAACCGGAAAGAAGAAUCGUCAAUCUGCAGGAAACAGAAGCAUGACUUUCACUAAUAGCAAAUCCGACAGAGGCUUCAAGCACAGUUGGCCAAAGAGAUAGAGCAUUGAGGUCAGACUGCACUGAUCAAGACCACCUUUGCUGUCAAGACUAUUAAUAUUUCCAUGUCAAUAUUAUGUACUUGAUUGGUUUUAAUUUCUAGAAUUUCUUGGACAUUGUUGCACUGUGACAGAAGCUUUAUACAAUAAACCUUUUAAAAAAUGUU
Hemiscyllium ocellatum (epaulette shark) is the source of this 2823-nucleotide messenger RNA. RefSeq names its product exosome component 10 (gene exosc10). The record is from RefSeq and is a predicted model, not a curated record. Gene Ontology annotation, biological process: nuclear polyadenylation-dependent rRNA catabolic process; nuclear polyadenylation-dependent CUT catabolic process; poly(A)-dependent snoRNA 3'-end processing. Gene Ontology annotation, cellular component: nuclear exosome (RNase complex); nucleolus. NCBI's taxonomy places the organism in Eukaryota, Metazoa, Chordata, Chondrichthyes, Orectolobiformes, Hemiscylliidae. Gene Ontology annotation, molecular function: nucleotide binding; 3'-5'-RNA exonuclease activity; nucleic acid binding. The coding region runs from base 9 to 2660 and encodes 883 amino acids. The transcript has 25 exons.